Setaria italica (foxtail millet) is the source of this 1262-nucleotide messenger RNA. RefSeq lists its product as uncharacterized. The record is from RefSeq and is a predicted model, not a curated record. Bases 131 to 916 code for a protein of 261 amino acids. Lineage: Eukaryota; Viridiplantae; Streptophyta; Magnoliopsida; Poales; Poaceae. The transcript is spliced from 7 exons.
AGUGGUACCUCGCGGCGACGCAGCGUCGCAGGCUCGCAGCCACGCAGCAGGCUGCAGCCUGCAGGCCACACAGGUGACGGGACACAGCCACGCCAGCCGCGAAACUGCGGGAGCCUCUCACAACGAUGCAAUGAUGUCCGCCGCCGCAUCGUCCUUGCCGUCGCGCGGCCGCGCGGCCCCUUUCGGCUCGAGGGCACUGUCGCCGCCGUCCCUGAGGCGCAGAGCGGCCCUCCGCCGGCGCCAGCCCCGCGUGUCGGCUCUCGGUGGGGGCGGCGACGGAGAGGCGGGAAGGAUACUGGACCCGCGCGCCACGCCCCUCCAGAUCCUCGGCCUCGACGCUACCACAUGCUACUCCGCCGCCCAGCUCAAAGCCGCCUUUCGCGCCCGGGUAAAGGAAUUCCAUCCUGAUGUUUGCAAGGACCCAGAAAAUGCAGAUUUAAUAAUCAGAAGAGUGAUCGAGGCCUAUCAGAUGUUAUCCGGCAACCAAGAAAUGAUGGUUGAAAGGAACAAUGUUGACCCAUUUGAUGAACCUGAAUGUGAAGCCGGUGACAUAUUUGUCAAUGAACUUCUAUGCAUUGGCACUGGAUGCCCAUAUUCUUGUGUUAAAAGGGCACCUCAUGUAUUUUCAUUUUCAGAUGAUAUUGGUACAGCCCGUGCAGUAUCUCAAGGUAAUGGUGAAGAUGACCUUGUUCAGCUUGCUGUUGGGCAGUGUCCAAGAAAGUGCAUAUACUAUGUUACGCCUUGCCAACGCACUAUUUUGGAGGAUGUUCUUGCCAGCGUGUUGAUGGCACCUUACGAUCUCGCCGAAGCAGCAGUUCUGGAUUCCCUCCUUACGAAAGCAAAGUUUGAGAAUAACAGGUACACGAAGCCCAAAAGAGGAGCAAAAUCAUCAUCUGAUUAUGUUGAUUGGAUGUGAUCUGAUCCUGAAGCACAACCAAGGGGGAUGCCAGUCUCAGCCAGGUAGUUCAGUAGAUUUUUGCUGGUUUCUCUGUGGACUGUGAUCCUUGGGAGACCUGUCCCACUCGGCAGUGGAAUAGCAUGAUGCACAGAUGUAUUGUAGACUUGUAGUGUACACAAUAACAUAAAUACUCCUGCAGCGUGUAGGCCAUAUUCUGUGUGGCUCCGACUAUUAGAUAGUACUUGUAUAUAUAUCACUUCCUGGAUUUGUAGGUAUACAAAAUGGAACCGAUUCAUGUGAAAAAAACAUCUGCAUUGCAAACACCUAAUUUCAUUUUCUGUCAGAGAAGCCAAGCCCAGGCAAA